This is a messenger RNA of Klebsormidium nitens, 683 nucleotides long. The record is from the annotation of a GenBank genome assembly. NCBI's taxonomy places the organism in Eukaryota, Viridiplantae, Streptophyta, Klebsormidiophyceae, Klebsormidiales, Klebsormidiaceae.
UGCAACCGCCGUCCUAGUUGCUCAAUGCGGAGAGCCUAGAGGUAUUGCCUGGGCGGCCGCCGGCCUCGAGCCACAAGAAGACAAACAUAAAGGGAGCAAGAAAAGGCGCUCCUUUCUGCCCUGCCAUUCAGGUUUCAACAGGAAAGUAUCCUAGCGGACAUACGUGGCUCAUUGGUCUUGGAUAAGAUAGUUUGCAAAUCUCCCUGCCCACUCUCUCUUGAUCUGAACUGAUAUUGUGCGGAUCCUGGGUUUGUUCUUAGAUUGUGAAAGGAGCGCUGCGGACAUACGCAGCUAGGAGUUGAUUACUUUCGUAUUCUAAGGCGGUCGCCAUGGCUGCGUCUGGCCAGAGUGUGGUUGUGCCUCGCAAUUUCAGACUGCUAGAGGAGUUGGAAAAGGGAGAGAAAGGGUUUGGCGAUGGAAAUGUCAGUUACGGAAUGGACGACGGGGACGACCUUUUCAUGCGCUCGUGGACAGGCACCAUCAUUGGGCCGAACAAUACAGCACACGAGGGGCGGAUCUACUCCCUUAAGCUUUAUUGCGAUAAAGACUAUCCCGAGGCUCCCCCCCGGGUCAAGUUCGUUAGUCGAAUCAACUUGUCGGUUGUGAGGGCAGAGGACGGAGUGCCGAAUCAACAUGUCGUGCGUGAAUCAGGAGAACGGGAAGGUAGACCCCCGACACUUUAG